AACGUGACAUGCCCGUGUUUCAACAGCCUAAUCCCAGAGCUCGGGUAUAACAUUUGGUAUCGGAGCCUAGUUGUUCUGCAUCCCCAAGGACCAACGUGCUUCCCUCAAGCUUUCUCCUUCCCCUUUGUUGUACCAACCCUUUGUUCACACCCCAACCAUGUCAAAUGAAUCUCAGCCCAUGUCUCAUGAAGAGCUCGUUGCAUCCAACGCCGCCUUAAAGGCCCAAGUAGAGUACUUGGCCGAGGAGGUAGCUAAGCUCAGCACCCUUCAAGGAAGUGAUCACGAGGAUGAUGCUAGUACCAGUAGCACCACCAAGGUCAAAACUAAUGACGGGUCUGAUUUCAAAGUGGACAUCCCGACCUUUGAAGGAAAGAAUGACCUAGACGAGUUUCUAGAGUGGCUAGAAAUGGUGGAACGCGUCUUCGAUUUCAAAGAAGUUUCUGAUGAGAAGAAGGUCGAGAUAGUGGCGUUGAUGUUCCGCAAGUAUGCAUCCACGUGGUUGACCAAUACUUGCACCAAAAUCAGAAGAAAUGGCGGCGUGGAUGAUGGCAUGAAUCGCCUUCAAGUCCUCAUUGAAGAGCGAGGUAUGGCUGCUGUCCCGGGGGCAGAGAAUCCGGGUGAUGAUGUAGAGGAGGAGGCGCUUGUCCGGUGGGGCCGAGUGAAUCGUCGGUGCGCCGCUGUGGCGGAUCAAGUUGGUGAUCCCAAGCUCACGAAUGACGGCCGCCUCUUUGUUGAGGAUCCAAUCGUCGACACCAUAGGUUGCGAUGUCGUCACCGCGGAUGGGCAGCCCUGCGACCCGAGCGAAGGUAGGCAAAUCAAUCUCUAUGUCGUAGAGAUUGAUGCUGCUGCGAAUGGUGUCCCCGUCAUGGCGGAGAUUGGAGUAGAAAGCCCGGACGAAGGCGGGAUUGAAGCUCGAGCGGCUCUUGGAGACGAAUGGCCACAAACCUGACGCUUGGAGUUGGUUGUCGAGGUCGUGGUACCCUUUGUCUUGGGGAAACAACUCCGGGAGCACGCGAGGUGGAGAGAUCGGGCGCUUGGCAAAGUGAGUGAGGAAGCGUGUUAGUUCUUCCUCCGACCCGAACUCAAGAAAUGAUCCGUCCAAAUAUGGGAACGGAGGAGGCGCGGAACUUGAGGGUUCGGCGGUGCUUUUCUUCUUGGAAGCCUUAGACUUUGAUCUUCCUCCGGCCAUGAUUAAGGCGUUUUUGAAGAAAGACUGAAGAAAUAUUGAGAUUUGGAUCAAGGAAUGAAAUUAUGAUGUUAAU
Cuscuta campestris is the source of this 1262-nucleotide messenger RNA. NCBI's taxonomy places the organism in Eukaryota, Viridiplantae, Streptophyta, Magnoliopsida, Solanales, Convolvulaceae. The record is from the annotation of a GenBank genome assembly.